Loxodonta africana (African savanna elephant) is the source of this 21573-nucleotide messenger RNA. It is a transcript of the gene REV1, whose product is annotated as REV1 DNA directed polymerase. The transcript is spliced from 23 exons. The record is from RefSeq and is a predicted model, not a curated record. The coding region runs from base 3962 to 7762 and encodes 1266 amino acids. Gene Ontology annotation, molecular function: deoxycytidyl transferase activity; DNA-directed DNA polymerase activity; damaged DNA binding. Gene Ontology annotation, biological process: error-free translesion synthesis; error-prone translesion synthesis. Lineage: Eukaryota; Metazoa; Chordata; Mammalia; Proboscidea; Elephantidae. Gene Ontology annotation, cellular component: nucleus.
ACAGCCUGCCGCCCCCCACCCCGCAGUGACCCCAGAAUCGGCAGCGAAAUCUCGGAGGGCAAUUUUUAUUUCCCUGUUUUUCAUGGUGUCUCCUGCGUUCCUUGGCUAUGCAGGGCACCUUUCCCCACCUGUCCUUACGAGGCCCUUUCACACUUGCACACACCCUUAAAAUGAUGCAGCCCCCGCUUGGACAGCAAGGGCCCUCUCGCUGUGCAUUUUACGGCUUUGCUGCCUGUGUGCCAGCAAAUAGCCUUAGUAUUAUUACCCCUUAAUUGACUUUCCCUUGUUUAACAAAAUGCUGCAGAUGGCGUAAGUCCACUAAUUCUGUCUGGAUCUUCAAGUCUUCUACGGUAACGUUUAGGUGAAAAUAACGUAGAGUAGCACCUACCCUGAAAAGGGCAUGGAACUCUUAGGGUGUUACGUAACAAUUCUAAUUCCCGGGAUCUGCCUGGUCUCUCCAGCCUUUCGCUUCGCUCGUUGAGAAUUAAUCGUUUCCACGUUAGUCAGCUUUGGGCACACCAUAGCCCUGGUUCUUCUGUGGAGAACACAGUAACCCAGCCCCAGGGGUGCCGACCCCCAGCGCUCCGAACUUCAGGUCUGUUUUCCCACAGCGCCUGGUCUUUGCCCAGGCAGGUGCUGCUAAUGUGCCAGUCGCUUCGUUCCUGUGCUUAGUACGAUGGACUGUGCGGACUCACCUUAAGUCCCUCACCUAGGAAUCUUCUCCAGUCUUAUGCUCUGUUUAUUUGGCACUUAAGAGGUACGGUGGAGCCCUGGUGGCACAGUGGUUAAGAGCUCAGUUGCUAACCAAAAGGUCAGCAGGUGGACUCCACCAGCUGCUCCUUGGAAACCCUGUGGGCCUAUGCAGCAGUUCUGUUCUGUCCUAUAGGGUCUCUAUGAGUUGGAAUCGACUAGACAGGAACGGGUUUGCUGUUAGGAGGAUUAUCUUUUCUUUUUCUUUGACUGCCUUGUUGAGGGCGUAUUCUACACAGAACUCCUGUCGGUCUUUAUGUUAGUAAGCCUAUCCCUAUUUUAUAUUAAAUAUUCCUUUUUCUUUUUUUAAACUUGGGACUUGUUCUUCUAGGAUUAAUUUCUAUGAAAUCUUAAGUAGAAAAUAAUAUUUCAAAAUAAUGUGUUUGAGUAUGUAAGAUCACUCCAUUUUCCCCCACCCCCAACUUUAUAACUCGUUAUACGUAAGGGAAUCUAAACCGUCUUCAGCAGCAACGGAUUAGUCAUUACCAGUGAGAAGUUACAACUGCAUGUAAUACAGCCAUGCAUCACUUAACAUCCAUGAUACAUUCUGUGAAGUAGCAUGUUUUUUUUUAUGUGAUUUCGACGGUGUGUGAACACCUGGAUCUGCGGGGCUCCCAGGUGUAGGGGCCUGGGCACUGCUUUAUGGUGCCUUGAUGCUUCAGGUGAGUGCUGGGCCGGGUCCUGCCCAGAGCCCGGUCCUGCAGCCUGGUGAAGGUUACUGUGGGGAGGAUCGAGGAGUCAGCCUGGGCAGCAGGGGAGCUGUCUCCACGACCCGGUGCCUUGCUCCAGCUGGGCCCUGUCAUGCCUGCUGACCUUGGGAGCUCCGGAGCAGGGUUGGGAAGCCCACUCCUCCCAGAGGCAGCAGCGCCUGUACCUGCAGGUGGGGGAUGAUGGGGCAGGCUGUGGGCAUCCUCCAGAGAGCACUCUCCAGAUCAUGGACUUACAUGCAGUCAAACGUAGCCUGAGUGGACGUUAUGUGGUGCAUAAGUGUAUGUAAUAUAUUUGAUAGUCGUCUCUUUGAUAACUGCUGUGGUGGAGAGAUAAGAACUUUGGAGUUAGAUGCAGGCUUGAAUUCUGGCUCUGGCAAUUAUUAGUUGUGUGAGUUUGGACAAGUUACUAACAGCUCUGAUUUUUUUUUUUUUUUUUUCAUUUGUAAAGACAUUUUCUGUCGUGAGUAGCUAAGGACUAAAUGAGUUCUUAAAUGUAAGGCAGCUAAUGAGUCCCUGUCAUACAGUGGGUGCUUAGUAAAUACACAUUCCCUUUGGUAUAUCUGUAUUAUAGUUCACAGUCUAGAUUGAGCCAGCAUGUGCUGGAGACAAAGCAUGUGGGAAAAGCUAACCAAAAGAUGUGAUAGGGUACCCAAAGCAAGCUCACUGCUGUGGAGUUGAUUCCAACUCAUAGCAACUUUAUAGGACAGAGUCGGACUGCCCCAUAGGGUUUCCAAGGUCAUAAUCUUUACAGAAGCAGACUGCCACAUUUUUCUCCUAAGGAGCAGCUGGUGGGUUCAAGCCACCCACUUUUCGGUUAGCAGCCGAGCUCUUAACCACUGUGCCACCAGGGUUCCUUUCUGGUGAUGAGAUAGGUAGCCCCAAAUAAAGGAACAAACGCUGAACUCGAGUAUUGCUUUUUAGGAAUGUAAAGGUGUAUGUGGUAUAUGAUAAAUCGUAGCGUGUGUUACACCAGACAUUUUAAAAUAAAGACGUACUUUUCAUUUCCUUCCUUCUCAUAAACACUGACCUAAGUAUUAAUGUGCGUAUUAAAAAAGAAUCUCUGAUCUCAAAGUCAAGUGACGAAUGGGAGUUGAGGGGAGGAGUGAUGGCUCACAGGUAUAAAAAGUCAUUUUUAGAGAUAGUGAGGUUGCAGGCUCUUGUUUUAGGAUCUUAACUACUAAUCAUCAGCGCAUGAAUCCUAGUCUGAGCUCCGGUGUCUCUUGAUGGGCUGUUGUAACAGUGCCCUCCCUGAGCUCCCUGCCUUUCCUACUCCUUUUCUCACUGCUGCCCAUGUAACAGCCAGAUUGAUCUUUUAAAGACUUAAAUCCGGGUGUCAGUCUCUUGCUCAAACCAAAAACCAAACCCUCGAGUCAAUUCCAACUCACAGAAACCAUAGGACAGAGUGGAACUACCCCACAGGGUUUCCAAGACUGUAAAUCUUUACAGAAGCGGACUGGAGCAUCUUUUCCUCCUGUGGAGCAGCGGGUGGGUUCAAACUGCAUGAGCUGCUGUGCCACUAGGGCUCAAAGUCCUCCAGAAGCUUUCCAUUACGCUUAGAAUAGAAUCUGAACUCGUUACCAUAGCUCGUCAGAGUGUUACGUGAUCUGGCAGCUGCCAGCUUCUUACUUCCCGUCUUACCACUUGACUCUUCAUCACCCUGCCGCAGCCCCAUGGUCCUCUUGCUCUUCCUCGAACAAACCACAUUGUUCCUACCUUAGGGACAUUGUACUUGCUGUUCCUUUACCUGGACCACCUCUUCCUCCAGGUGGUCAUGGCUCUUGCCUUCACAUCCUUCUGUUUGCUGCUGCUGCUCAAAAGUCACCAUCUCAUCAGAGAGGCCCUCCCUGAUCCCUGAAAUAGAUGCCCCCUCGCUAUCACUUUUGAUUCUUUCGUUCUUUAUUUUUCUCCACAGCAUUUACUGCUAGGUGAAGAUAAGGUAAAGAUGCACCAUUUGUUGACUUCUUUGUCAGUUUCCCUCAUUUGUCUUGUUUGCUCACAGACCUCUUCCUUUUGAGGAUAGGGAGUGUGUCUGAUGUGUUCACGUAUGUACUCAGUGCUUAGAACUGUGCGUGGCAUAUAGGCUUUCAAUACCCACUGCCGUCAAGUCGAUUCCAACUCACAGCGACCCUAUAGGACAGAGUAGAACUGCCCUGUAGAGUUUCCAAGGAGCGCCUGGUGGAUUCGAACUGCAGUCCUUUUGGCUAGCAGCAGUAGCACUUAACCACUAUGCCACUGGGGUUUCCAGACUCUCAAUAAGGUGUAUUAAGUGAAUGAAGAGCAUAGCUGAUUUGAACAUCAGUUCUGGACUCAGACAGCCUGGCUUGGAAUCCUGGGUUCUACCAGUUCCUGACUGUGGCCUUGGGCAAGUUGAUAACCAUUUGGUACUCACCAUCAUGGUGAUAUCUCAUAGGGUCACAGUGAGCAUUAGUUGAGCUAAUCUGUAUAAGAUGCUGUUGUUAGGUGCUGUCGAGUUGGCUCCAGCUUGCGUAUAACAGAACAAAAUGCUGCCGGGUCCUGCACUAUCCUCAGAACAAAGCUCCACCAUGAGGCGAGGUGGAUGGAGGAAACGAGCUGAAAAUGAUGGCUGGCAAAAAUGGGGUGGGUAUAUGGCUGCAAAGGUCCGGAAACUGGAGGAGCAGUUUCGAUCAGAUGCCACUGUCCAGAAGGAAGGAGACUCGUCCACGAUUUUUAGUGGUGUUGCCAUCUAUGUUAACGGCUAUACUGACCCUUCUGCUGAGGAAUUGAGGAGGCUGAUGAUGUCGCAUGGCGGCCAGUACCACGUGUACUACUCCAGGUCCAAGACAACACACAUCAUUGCCACAAAUCUCCCUAACGCCAAGAUCAAAGAGCUGAAGGGGGAAAAAGUAAUCCGGCCUGAAUGGAUCGUGGAAAGCAUUAAAGCUGGUCGACUCCUGUCCUACAUUCCGUAUCAGCUGUACACCAAGCAGUCCGCUGUGCAGAAAGGUCUCAACUUUAAUCCCGUAUGCAAACCUGAAGAUCCUAUGCCGGGUCCAAGCAAUAUAGCCAAACAGCUCAACAACAGGGUAAAUCACAUAAUUAAGAAGAUUGAGACAGAAAAUGAGAUCAAAGUCAAUGGAAUAAACAGCUGGGGUGAAGAAGAUGCCAGUACUGAUUUCAGUUGUGAGGAGCUGGAGCAGAUCCCCCUGGGACGGAAACGAAACGGACUUCCGCAUCACAGAGACAGCACGGCCGUUUGUAACGGUCACACUCAGAGCUCUAACGGUGCCUUAAAGACACAGGACUGCUUGGUGCCCGUGGGCAACAGUGUUGCCAGCAGGCUUUCUCCAGACCCUGCCCAGGAGGGGAAGGCCGAGAAGGGCAGCUCUGACUUCAGAGACUGCCCUGCGCAGCAGUUACAGCAGAGCAACAGAAACACAGAGGCUGUGCGGAGUCCACACAGAACUAACCCUCUCCCCUUCUCACCGUCGCACAGCACCGCUAAAAUCGACGGUGCUCACCAGUCCACCGUUCAGGGGCCUUCAAGCACAAAAAGCACUUCUCCGGCACCGACUCCUAGCGAGGCAGCACCUUCAGCGCCCCCCAGACCUGCGGACUGCAGCUUCAUCUCAGACUUCUACUCCCGUUCAAGACUGCACCACAUAUCAAUGUGGAAGUGUGAACUGACGGAAUUUGUCAAUACCCUGCAAAGACAAAGUAGUGGUGUGUUUCCAGGAAGGGAAAAGUUAAAAAAAAUGAAAACAGGCAGGUCCGCACUUAAUGUAACUGACCCAGGCAAUACGUCGGUAUCGAGCUCACCGAGACAUCAGAACUGUAUCAUGCAUGUUGAUAUGGAUUGCUUCUUUGUAUCAGUGGGUAUACGGAAUAGGCCUGAUCUCAAAGGAAAACCAGUGGCUGUUACAAGCAACAGAGGCACAGGAAGGGCACCUUUACGCCCUGGCGCGAACCCCCAGCUGGAGUGGCGUUAUUAUCAGAACAAAAUCCUGAAAGGCAAAGCAGCAGAAAUACCUGAUUUGCCAGUGUGGGAAACUCAAGAUUCUGCACAAACAAAUGGAAUUAAUUCUGUUUUGUCGAAGGCUGAAAUUGCAUCGUGUAGUUAUGAAGCCAGACAAGUCGGCAUUAGGAAUGGAAUGUUUUUUGGGUACGCUAAGCAGCUGUGUCCUAAUCUUCAGGCUGUUCCCUAUGAUUUCCACGCAUACAAGGAAGUUGCACGGACGAUGUAUGAAACGCUGGCAAGCUAUACUCACAACAUCGAAGCUGUCAGUUGUGAUGAAGCACUGGUAGACAUCACCGAGAUCCUUGCAGAGACCAGACUUACUCCUGAUGAAUUUGCAAAUGCUGUCCGUAUGGAAAUAAAAGACCAGACUAAAUGUGCUGCCUCCAUUGGGAUUGGAUCUAAUAUUCUUCUGGCUAGAAUGGCAACUAGAAAAGCAAAGCCAGACGGGCAGUACCACUUAAAGCCAGAAGAGGUUGAUGAUUUUAUCAGAGGCCAGCUAGUUAUUAACCUACCAGGAGUUGGACGUUCCAUGGAAUCCAAGUUAACAUCUUUGGGAAUUGAAACCUGUGGAGACUUGCAACAUGUGACCAUGGCAAAACUCCAAAAGGAAUUCGGUCCCAAAACAGGUCAAAUGCUUUAUAGGUUCUGCCGUGGUUUGGAUGACCGACCAGUUCGAACUGAAAAGGAAAGAAAGUCUAUCUCAGCUGAGAUCAACUAUGGAAUAAGGUUUACCCAGCCAAAAGAAGCAGAAGCUUUUCUUUUAAGUCUUUCAGAAGAAAUUCAAAGGCGGCUUGAAGCUGCCAGCGUGAAGGGUAAACGUCUGACUCUGAAGAUCAUGGUGCGAAAGCCGGGGGCCCCGGUGGAACCUGCGAAAUUUGGAGGCCAUGGAAUUUGUGAUAACAUCACCAGGACUGUCACUCUUGACCAGGCAACAGACAGUGCAAAGAUCAUCGGGAAGGCUACACUAAACAUGUUUCAUGCAAUGAAACUAAAUAUAUCGGAUAUGAGAGGGGUGGGGAUUCUUGUGAAUCAGUUGGUUCCAACUCAUCAGACCCCUCCCACGUGUGCCGGUCGCCCAUCGGUACAGCCAGGCCACUUUUCUGGUGGGUCACGCUCUGUUGUCGACCUCCUCCAAGUUCAGAAAACUAAGAUGUCCACAGAGGAGGAGCAUAAGGAAGUAUUUCUGGCCACUGUGGAUCUAGAAAUAGCAUCUUCCUCUAGGACAGGCACUUCGGUGCCAUCUCUUUCUGCCCAUCUGACAUCGGCCAUCAGUCCUGUUCCCAGGAAAGCCGAGUCUCCAGUGAAAUGGAAUGGUCUGCAUUCUCCUGUCAGCUUGAAAUCAAGACUUAACCUAAGUAUAGAGGUUCCAUCACCUUCCCAGCUCGACCAGUCUGUCUUAGAAGCACUUCCACCUGAUCUCCGGGAGCAAGUAGAGCAAGUGUGUGCUCUUCAGCAAGGAGAACUCCAGGGGGACAGAAAAAGAGAACCAGCAAAUGGCUGUAAUACGGGGAUAUUGCCACAACCAGUUGGGGCAGUUUUGUUACAAAUUCCAGAAGCUCAAGAAUCUAACAGUGACACGGGAAUCAAUGUCAUAGCCCUUCCAGCACUUUCACAGGUGGACCCCGAGGUGUUUGCUGCCCUUCCUGCUGAGCUUCAGAAGGAGCUGAGAGCAGCAUAUGAUCAGAGACAAAGGCAGGGAGAGCACGCAGCUCCCCAGCAGCAGGCCGGGAGCACAGCAGUGCCGAAGAAUCCUUUACUUCAGCUAAAACCAGCAGCAAUAAAAGAAAAAAAAAGAAACAAGAAAAAAAACCCCAUCAGCCCCAAGAAAAAGGUUCAGAGUCCUUUGAAAACCAAGCUAAGUAGUCCUGCAAAAUCGCUGCCCGGGCCCUGCGGGAGUCCCCAGAAGUUUGAUGACUUCCUGAAACAAGAAGGCCCUGCGUGUGAAAAACCCCUGGGAGAGCGCAGCGCUUCAGCUUCAGGCGUGCCCGGCUUUACCGACUUGCAGAGGGACCUGUCCGGCUGCGCUAGGCCACCAGCACCUAACCUGGCUGGAGCCGUGGAGUUUAACGACGUGAAGACCUUGCUCAGAGAGUGGAUAACCACUAUUUCAGACCCCAUGGAAGAAGACAUCCUGCAGGUCGUAAAAUACUGCACUGAUCUGAUUGAGGAAAAAGAUUUGGAAAAACUGGAUCUAGUUAUAAAAUACAUGAAAAGGCUGAUGCAGCAGUCCGUGGAAUCAGUUUGGAACAUGGCCUUUGACUUUAUUCUCGACAACGUCCAGGUGGUGUUACAGCAGACCUACGGGAGCACCCUGAAAGUGACGUAACCACUGGGAGCCUGGCGCUCCCUCUGCUCGCGAGCCACAAGCGCUUGUGAGGUAUUUGCAAAGUGCAUGACAGUAAUGCUCUGAGUUUUUAUAAUUUCACAUUUCUCUUUCAGCGAGUGUUUUGUACAUUUCUUUUCAAAAAGUGCCAAAAUUUGUCAGUAUUGCAUGUAAAUAAUUGUGUUAAUUCUUUUACUGUAGCAUAGAUUCAAUUUACAAAAUGUUUGUUUAUAAAGUUUUAUGGAUUUUUACAGUGAAGUGUUUACAGUUGUUUAAUAAAGAACUGUAUGUAUAUUUUGUACAGGCUCCUUUUUGUGAAUCCUUAAAAAGACUCUAGAAAGCAAAUGCUGAACUAUUUUUAUUAUACUUAAGGGCUGAAAAACCUCUGGGCCAGACUGUUACAGGCUCUGUGCUCAGCUUUGAAAUUCCUGAGCAGUCCCAGACCAGGAUCCCACUGGUUCCAAGGAGGGGUUAAGCUUCGUGAACAAUCUUACAGUUCUUCUCCCCAGGCGUGAACAUAAGAGAAUGCUGAGAGAAAUCUUUACAUAUUUUGAAUUAGGACAUUACCCCUACACACAGGUAACGCUUUCAUUUUUCCUGGGUGAACUGUGUCCUACAGGUAGUUUCGAGCACUUGCUUGGCCUCUCCUGGCCCUGGAGAAACUUCAGUAAUAAUGAGUACAGACUUUCAAAUGUAUAUAAAAUAUUUUUCUAUGCUAUUCCACCAUAACACUUUAAAAAUAUAGUUUAUAGUUCUUUGCCAGUGAAUACUUGGCACUUUUUCUUCAAACACACACCCCAAAACAGACUUCAACGGGGUGCUAUAAAUAGGCAGUCAGAUCUCAGAGCUGUGACAAGAAUUAACCUCAUUAUUAGUGUAAUUUCCUAACUCAGGGAAAGGAGUCUAUGCUCACUUGGACCCAUCCCCACAGUCUUCGGGAACACCGCGAAACCCAGCUAUAAUCAGAUUACUACUAAAAGCAACCACUUAAAAAGAAGCACAAAGCCCAAAUACGGUUAAUCAAUUCCCUAUUAUUGCCAAGUCAUCUCGUUAGAAAAUGUCUGCAUGAUAGAAUUUUCCAGUAUAAAAAAUGUUAACAUGUACGAGGUACACGAAGUAUGACAGUUAAUAAAAUCGUUUGUGUUGGUAGAAGACUGUGCUGCAGAUGACGGAUGGGAUGAGAGGCUGUGCUGCCUCGGAAGCCUACCGGAACUGACCGGGCAACGUCUGCUCUCUUUAUGGGUAGUUCUGAACUGUAAUGAUUACAGUGGACUCUCACGACUGGACCAGCAGUAGAAAGCAGCCAGCUAUGUUUUACACCAUGGUUUCACAUAAAGCAAGUAAAGAAAUACCAGAAUGCCUCAUUGUCUAUUUUAAAAAAUUUCUAAGGGCCUAUGGCAGAAGGCAGCUGGAAAAACCACUGUGGGAAGAAUAUGCAUAAAUAAAGUAGUCCUUACAUCAAAAAGCCCAGGAAUCACAAAAUCUGCAGACGCUUCAGUAUAAUCAAAUACUGCAGGACUGAUUUAAUCAGUAGAAAACUGAAGGAGCUUUAGAUGUGUAAUAAAAAUUCCAAUUUAGGGGAGGGCGGACUUUAAAACAGCAGCCAGUGGAGGGUGGGGAAAGGGGUGGGCGAGGUGAGCAGGCACGUUGGAGCUGUGGGGACUGUAAGUGACCACUGUCAAACCAGUGUAAGUUUCUUGGUUUCUCAUGGAAAACAUUUUAUACACCCAAGUCCAUCAGUGUCCAGAGUCCGUUCCAUUUUUGUCGGUGGUACUACAACAUAGUAUUGCGUUGACUCCAUUUCCUGCGCCAGAUGGAAAAAUCAGAUGAUCUCAAAUACUUUCUUCAGCUCCACAAUAAGCUGCCAGUCACUCUUCUGCAUCUCAUCUCGGAACCAGUCUUUGAGAGCAUCAAUGGACUGUCGGGUGAUCUGCAAGGCCCAGGCACAAACAGGGUCACCACCACCAGGUUUGCUCCCACAGCCAUGCAGGUGCCACAGCAAAGCGUGUGGACCCGUGGUCUGUCGGCAAACGCUGCCCAGUGCUUGCCUGCUUGUAGGGGAGCAGGGGAUGGAGAAGCCUAACAUUGGCUAGUGCCGCUCUACUUGGGAGGACCUUCCUCAACAAGAUAAGGCUGUUCCAGAGAUCAGCCCUAAGGGGAAAUACGAUCAAACCGCAGGCCUUCACACGCCAGCCCCCUGCGCUACUGGGCAAGGGUGACUCCUAAGUGCUUACCUUGCUGACGAGAAUGUCUGUAGCUUCAAAAUGUCUUCCGUACAUUUUAGGGGAUUCACCAGGGAUGGGUUCUAUUUUGACACAGACUUCUUGUCCUUUUUUUGCAACUUCCACUUGUUUAUGGUUUAUUUCAAUACUUGUUACUAUUCCAAUGUCAACAAACUGUAAAAUAAGGACAGUAACUAUGGUGUAUGGGAUCAUGCCAGUCACGGGCACUAGGAAAAAGCUGAAAUAAAGACUGGAGCAAAAGAGCCCAUUUUAAAAACCUUGGCUCUCUUGUGUUGGGUUUAUCACUCAUGGCCUUUAUGAUGUAACAUUCUCGCUAGUAAGUGGGACACCACCACCACGUGCCCUACGUCCUACACCAGAAGGUUGUAAGGACCAAAGAAGAGUGUUAUACGCUUUGUCAAACUUUAAGUCCAUGUCUUUUCUACUCUGCUCUACCCUCUGACUGGGCAGGUACCACAUUCUGAGGGAGCCCCGGGCACAAUGAUUCUGAGUGAGAACAACCAUGGUGUAGUCAGCAAACAGCCGAUGCAGCCGAGUGGACGAAGCGAGGUGUGGUGAGAAGGGGGUGCGUAGGAGAUGGAAUCUGAGAGGCAGCCAGGAACAGAUCAUGUAGGGCCUGAAAGCCACAAUCAAAACCCUGCAUUUUAUCCUAAGGGUGAUGGGAGAAGCUUUGAGCAAGUGAGCUACAGUUUGGGAGAAGAUACAAGAGAGUGUUAGAGUGAAAGUUGGGCACACCCACAUAAUUCCUGAAACAACUCUCCCAACGCAGGCUACUGAAAUGGCAGACCCCCUGGCUUGGGGUGGCAAGUGGUGUUCAGAUGGUUCCGCGUCAUUUCCACUGAAGGAACCAGGCAGGUCUGGGCAAGGAAAGUGCUGGAUAAGCCUGAAGCACUCUAUCACGCCAGAAAGGAAGGGAAUGUCCAGAGUGCCAUGUGGCAGGGAACCAGCCUGAACGGGCUCCUAACUAAACUUGGGGCAAUUUGAGUAUCAAAAAGAAUGAUGGUAAUGGAUUGUAACAACACUUAAUUUAAAAAAACAAAACACUGAGUCUGUACAUAAAAACCUGUUGCCGUCGAGUUGAUUCCGAUUCACAGCGACCCUAUAGGACAGAGUAGAACUGCCCCAUAGGGUUUCCAAGGAGCGACUGGAGGAUUCAAACCGUCGACCUUGGAGUUAGCAGCCAAGCUCUUAACCACUGCACCACCAGGAUUCUUGACAGAUGCUUGGCAGAAGUGGGGGGGUACGCCACCGUUUUGCAGCCUCCUAUUUAAUAACUGAUGAGACAAGGAUCACCAACCAGCAGGUACUAAAACCACUGGGAUAAAGGUUGCUGAGAAACAGUGUCUCAGGGACUCACGGUAAACCUCACAGGUGACCUCAUGAUUACAAGGGGGACAAGAUCUGUCUAAGGGAGGGAGUUAACAGUGUCUCGGGGACUCACGGUAAACCUCACAGGUGACCUCAUGAUUACAAGGGGGACAAGAUCUGUCUAAGGGAGAGAGUUAACAGUGUUCUCGGGGACUCACGGUAAACCUCAGAGGUGACCUCAUGAUUACAAAGGGGACAAGAUCUGUCUGAGGGAGUUAACAGAGUGAGCCCAUUACAGACAACCUGUUGCAAGAAGGGCGCACAGGAGCGCCUGUGACGUGACGUGUGCUGUCUCGUCAUGAGGAAACAAGUCCAGAUUGAGUAGUAGCCCGCUGCAAAACAACUGCACUCUUCAGAAAAGGUGGGGAGAUGGUUUUUUGAUUGAGAUUAAAACAACCAAAUGCAAGACACGAUGCAUAAAUCCCGGAGUCGAGCUGCGGGGCAGACAGCUGGGGAAACGGGAACGAGGAUCACGAGAUGCUGGCGGGCACUACGGAAUCCUGCUCCCUUAGGUACCAGGCGGACGCAGAGGGAGGCACACGGGCGUUCGUUACACUGCUGUUUGAACUUUCCCUAGUCUUGAAACGUUGUAAACUACCUUCACCCUUCAUUCGCUGAAGCACUGAUCUCAGCACUGACUUAAGGAAAACUGAUGUUUAGCAAUAUUAGGUUGAAAUUACAGAAGGCGUCAUCACCUUCAACUGCUAUCAGCAGAGAACCCAAAUCCUCUCAUUAUCCAGCAUCACUAGUAGCGCAGCGGUGAAGGAGGCCCUGGCUCAGAGUCUACGCAUCACAGGACAGUGGUGAACGGCGAGGUGAUCUUGGCAAGUCACCCUCUUGGAAACUCGGUUUCCUCUUCCGUAAAAUAUGCUCAGGUAACAGUAUCAUCACAUUGUUGUGAAAUGAAAACGAGAUGUAGGUAAAGCAUGGAACACCAACGCCUAGUGAGCAUAAUUAACACUUUCCACAACGGUUCUCCAUCUUGACCGACCAUGCACCAGAAUCACCAGGAAGGUGUGCUAAAACCAGACUGCUCAGUAGGUCUGGGAUGGGGCCUGAGAAUAUGCAUUCAUGGCAGCUGACAUUGCUGGCCUGGGCAUCACCCUUUGAGAGCCACUGCUGAAGUUACAGCAGAAAGCAAACGCCUGCGCCACAACCAACCCCCAGAAAGCAACAGGAGGACAGCCAGCACCCGGCUCUGAGAAACAGUAACCGACAGAAAGUGUCCAUGAAAGAAAGUGAAUUUUUACCUAUAGGGGGGACACAUUUUAAAACUCACUGAUACGGCUGUCACGCCACCUCUUAUUUAAGAUGUCAUCAAAAACCGGACAAGGCAAAAAGCCGAAAGGCAGCCCUACUGUAACUAGACACACUUUCAUCAAACCUAAGAUAACCACUUUCUGGAGCUCACCAGAUUUUCACAAAACUGCCGUGACUGCCCUCUGGCUAAGAGGAGUGUAAAAUAUAACACUGUCAUAUGCAUCCUGGUUUCAAAGCAGUUAAAACGCAAAAAACGGUGCAUGUUAGAAUCGAUAAGAGAGCGUUGCCAGCUUCCCACACAGCAUGAAGGCUCCGCAAACACUCAAACUCCUCCUGGUCUCCUUUCCACAGCCAGAUGAAAGCACGCUGCUUGGAGGAGCAGAGCCUCGAGUUUGGGUGGUUCUGCUGUGAGGUGGAUGACGCGGUUCUAAAGCUUUGUUUGCUACCACUCCUGGGGAGUCCCGGUGGUGCAGUGGUUGAGAGCUUGACUGCUAAUCAAGAGGUUGGCAGCUGAAAUCCACCAGCCGCUCCUUGGAAGCUGGGGGGCAGUUCUCCUCUGUCCUCUAGGGUUACUGUGAGUCGGAGCUGACUUGACAGCACCUACCACCGCCACCACCCACUCAUGGACCUCCAUUUACUGCUUUAAGAAAGGCCAGAGAGAAGACAAAGUACAAACAGAACUUACGUUUUUGCUAGGGACGCACAUGGGCGUGCCCUGUUUCACCUGCCCUGCUUCCACGGUCACUCCUAUCACUAUUGGAUCUCGGGAAUUGAAAAUGAACUGAGGGAGGAUUUUCAUCUUGCAGGGAAAUACCGCUAUGUGCCUAAAACAAGAACAAAACGUUCAGUGUACGAGCCACAGAAUCAUCUCAACGUCGGCAAACAGAUGCACACGAGGCUUCUCCCAGGUCCCAGGAGAAGAGCAGUCAGGAAGCUGCAGGCAACUUCCUGCAGGCCCAUGGUGUGGUACAUGGCGCCUCAUUCCUUUGCCCGCCCUCUUUCCGUUCUGUUGCUUCCCAGUCUUCGCUUUCUCCCUCUUAAGCUCACCCCUAAAAGAUGCUGCGUCUUAGAAGCAAUUUGUGCCCAAGUUAAAGGCUGCACCCUGCUCCCGAAUGUGCCUGCAGCCACACCUUGAGCCCACAAGUGCCUGCUGACAGCCCUGUCACUUGGCUACCCUACAGGCCACAGGUCUCCUUUUCUCUACCAUCUUCCCAGAUGGGUGGGUCAAAGCACCACUAGAAAGGUUCAUUUCUUCGCAACGAGCACGUGCAUAAGAGGCUUUCGUGGUUCCUAGCCAUUUUCUGGAAACCCUGGUCAGCAGCUCAAAUCUACCAGAUGCUCCUUGGAAACCCUAUAAGGUAGUUCUACUCUGUCCUGUAGGGUCGCUAUGAGUCGGAAUCAACUCGAUGGCAAUGGGUUGGGUUUGGUUUGGUUUGGUUUAGCCAUCUUCUAAAUGACAUCUCACUCUUCUCACUUCAGGUUUCAUAAUCUAAAGAGGACCAAUCCUGAACAAAAUCCUCGUUAUUGACCAGUAAUUGGCUCCACGUUUAAAAAGGAUCCCAGCUGAGCCACCCCUCCCCGACCGCCGUCAGCACUACCCUCUGGCCUAAGUCCCCGCAACCUCUGGCCUGGAUGAGAGAGUGUCCUGAUGUCUCCUCAUCGACGCUGACAAUCUAUGGCCAUGUCACAAUCAGUUGGAUCACGUCCACCAAAACUUCUGCAACUCAGCAGUAAAAACUCAACACCUGCCAUGCCCUAUAGGCUCCUACAUGAUAAGGGUCCUGCCAGCUUCUCUGACCACGCUCCCCUGGUUCACCUGCCAUGACCAGUGUGGCUUGCCUCCCAUCUCUGUACUCAUCCUGCCUCACGGCUUCUUCAACUUGCUGUUUCUUCUGCGUGGACAUUCCCCAGGUAUCUGUGUGGCUCCUUUCAUUUCCUUCAGGUCUCUACUCAAAUAAGAGACCUACAAAGGUACCUUCUACAGCCACUGUAAGAGCCGUUCCCCAUCUCCUUACCUCUCCAGGCCUUCCUCCGCUGUCUUCUCAUUUGUCUAUCACUCGUCUAACCAUCAGAAAGCCCCUGAGCUCUAGGUGUGUGCCCUGUCUGCCUCACUGCCGACUCCUCCAGCAACUACCACAGCACCACCCACGCUGCAGGCACUCCAUGGUUGCUGGAGCAAUGACCUUGCCUCCCACAGAAUUCUUUACCCCAUUUCCUUAGUUUCCACACUCUAACUUGUUACGUCCAUUCCAUUCAGUCCCAGAUUAAAAAAAAAAACUCCAACAGGAUAAAAUCCCCAAAUUUAGCGACUACUCACCCAUUAACGAUACCUAGGCCUGCCAAAUCAAAAAUUAAAAAAGCAAACCAAAAGGCUACAAAAAGGACUUGUUGGCACGCUGCCUAAAAGGCUCAUGUGUGCAGGAUUUAUGGUCUGCGGCACCACUUCAGGACGCAGCCUCUGAUGGAUGAGAAAACGCCACGUUUCUGCUGUCUACACCUUUCUGGUAUUUGGUAAAUCUCAAUCAACUUCACUGCCAAAGACCCAAAGCAAGCAAAAGCAUCAACUUACUUAAAUUCUUCUUGUUUCUGUUUCUUGUAGUCUUGUCUAUAUUUUGUAAAGGCAUCAAAUAAGUGAUAAAUAAUUUCUGCACUAAAAAUUCUAACUCCUAAACUAUCAGCCAUUUCUUGUGCAUCCCGUUCAAUUCUCACGUCAAAGGCCAAAAUAACGGCAUACCUGAAAGGUGAAAACAAAUGAAAAACAAAAUUGGUCAUAAAGGACGGCUGUAAGAACACAGGAAGCUAGUGUGAAAGCCUUGGAGCAGAAGAGAAGCGCCUUACUGAGGGUCAUGUUCCAACAUCACUGAGGCCUUCAUGACAUCCUUUCUGUGGACCGGGCCAAUGUUAAUUCCUGCGUACUGUAUGCAAAAAGGGAGUUUCAGAAUUAGCUUGAUGUAUCAGGUAUCAGAACCACACCACAAUCACAUACGGUUACUUACGGGUACUUCUGAUGUUUUCAGAAAUUCAAGUAGAGCCUCCAAAGAGCCCAGGGUAGAGGCCUGGACAUAGACUCCUUUUUCUUCUAAUUUGAUGGCAUUUAGUGUCUGCUUUAACUCGUGGAUCAACUCAUCCUUGAAGAGAAAUUAGAUGUGACAAGGUUGUAAAUAUAUCUUUAUCCUCAGUGGCCUAGAAUUAAACUUGGUCUUUUUGGAUGUGUGCUCAUCCUUGAAAACAUGAAGCGAAGGCUGAGAGUGAGCAAGACUGAAAAGAAACUGCUCUGGAAUAAAGGAGGAGAUUUGGGGCCAUAUCCCAGCUGGAUCCCUCUUCACUUUCUGUCUUAGGUUUACUGACUUUAAAAUAGUUACCCUCUGUACCACCUGGCAACUAAGGCAGAUGCAGGGAUGGGGAAGGUGAAAUGACAGGAAUAAUCUUGUAAAAGUUAAAACAUGCUAUGGCAGCCCCAAGGCUCUGCUUCACUGUUCUAUGCAACAGCCUCAUCUGGUGAUCUCAGCUGUUGUCUCCUCCCUCACUGCUCCUCUGAAUGGGGAUUUCUACCAGAAACAAGUAAACAAGUAUGGCAGUGCCUUCAAGGCACAGAGGUCCACUCCAUACUGAGGAUCGGCCAGACAAGGACACCUCCCUGUUCUCUCUACCCCUAAAGUACUGAAUUCUCAUGGCAACCCAAGUCACGGUGAUGGUGAGGUACAGUCACAGGUAUUUCUUUGACAACCAAACACCUCGCAGGAUAGGUUUUCUGGGUUUGAAGGCCUAGGACCAAAGUCUCAUGGGACAACUUGGUCAAUCAGCAUAAUACAGUUCACAAAGUUUAUGUCCUGUAUUCUAGUUUGGUGAGUAAUGUCUGGGGCCUUACAAGCUUGUGAGCAGCCAUCUAAGAUACAGCUAUUGGUCUCUACUCGCCUGGAGCAAAAGAGAAAGGAAGAAACCAAAGACUCAAAAAAGACUCUAGUUUAUCACCCUGAGAUGCCCCUUGAACUCUGAACCAAAACUAUCCCCUGAGUUCACCUUUUAGCUAAAUAACAGAUUGGCCUAUAAAAUAAUGUCACUCGAAUAUCACACAAAUAGCACUGAAUUAGUUCACUCCUUUAAAAAAUCAUCCAUAUGAGAACAAAUGGUUAACAAUUACUCUAAAGCAAACAUGAGACGGUAAGGGGGCGAGGAACUAGAUUACUGGUAACAGAACAAACCAGAAUGGAAAUGAGAAUGCUGACACUUUGUGAAAAAUGUAACCAAUGUUACCGCACAAUUUGUGUAGAAAUUGUUAAAUGGGAACCAAAUUUGCUACGAAAACUUUCACUGAAAACAAUGAAAUAUUAUUUAAGAAAAAGAUCGGUGGUGCCAGCACACCAGAAAAGCCUUUCCCUGCUCCCAACUGGUUUUCUCUUUGGUGAGCCAAUAGGUAACCACUGCUCAAAGUCUGCUUUGAUGAGACUCCGCUGGACUCCGGUAGGCCGACCGCUCCUAAAUGGGCUGACCGGCUGUAAAGUGAGUCCCAGCGCCUACUAAGAUUUUCUUCCAUUCUGUCUACUUACUGUUGUUGUUAGGUGCCGCCGAGUCGGUUCCGACUCACAGUGACCCUGUAAGGACAGAGUAGAACUGUCCCAUAGGGUUUCCAAGGAACAGGUAGUGGAUUUGAACUGCCAACCUUCUGGUUAGUAGCCAAGCUUUUAACCACUGCACCCUCAGGGCUUCAUCUACUUACUAGAGUAUGUAAAAUAAAACCCGAAUCAACAACUCCUAGCUUUUGAUUCAUUUUUAAUUUGAAUAAAGUGCAAAUUUUAGAAUUCUAGGUAUAUUAAAUAAUAUAAAUAUUUAUGCCCAUUAUUGUGACCGCAACAAACUGAACUAAUUUAAAAGCAUCAAGUGUUUGCUAAAAGGCAACGAGACAAAGGUGCCCGGCCUGUUUCAUUCACCACUCCCAGCGUAUGCUCUGCUGGCUGGUACAACACAACUCAAAUAGCUUUUGCAAAGAAAAAAAUAAAAGAUCAAAAAGUACGUACUUUAAGAACAGGGAUUUCAUCCUCCUUAUAAGCCACCAGGAGGGGUAAACCAGCCAAUGUUUUCUCCAGGUCUUUUCCAAGAAUCUUCACCCCCUGAGCUGCUUCUACUUCUUUAUGCUUCUCAUACUGGUUCUACAGAGAGAAAAACAGCGCAUUUAUCUGAAAAGUGGUUAGCAGCAGCAGAGAUCGCCACAGCCUGGGGGGAGGAAAAGACUUCUCUAGACAGACACACAAAGCAUGACCACGAAAUAAAAGACUGAGAAAUUCAACAUUAAAGUUAAGUAUUUCCCUUUCUCAAGUACCACAGAGAAAGUAAAAAGACAGGUCACAGAGUAGGGGCAGACAGGGCACCACAAAGAAACCAAACGCACAAGCGUAUCCUGAGUACCUAAAGGACUAAAGCCUGCUUACCCACGGGAGGGAGGGAACCCAGGAGAGAUACGGGCACUUCGCAAAGGAAGCAUUUACACAGCUAAGAAACAUCAGAACGAUGACCGACCCUAUCAGCAAUCAAAGAAACGCAAACUGAACAGCACUGAGCCGCUGGAAUGGCAAAAACUUUAAUAUCUGACAGCACCAAAAUGCUGGUGAAGAUGCGAAACAAUGAAAACUCUAACGCAGAGCAGGUCAGAGUAGGAACCGUCAUGCCCACUGUGGACAAUCGUCUAGUUUGGCCUCAUCUAGUAAAGUGGACAUGCGGCCAAGUAAUGACUCAGCACUUCCACUCCUAGGCGCGCGGCCAAGUAAUGACUCAGCACUUCCACUCCUAGGUGCGACCAAGUAAUGACUCAGCACUUCCACUCCUAAGUGCACGACCAAGUAAUGACUCAGCACUUCCACUCCUAGGCGCGCGGCCAAGUAAUGACUCAGCACUUCCACUCCUAAGUGCACGACCAAGUAAUGACUCAGCACUUGCACUAAGUGCGCGACCAAGUAAUGACUCAGCACUUCCACUCCUAGCUGCGACCAAGUAAUGACUCAGCACUUCCACUCCUAGGUGCGACCAAGUAAUGACUCUGCACUUCCACUCCUAGGCGCGCGGCCACGUAAUGACUCAGCACUUCCACUCCUAAGUGCACGACCAAGUAAUGACUCAGCACUUGCACUAAGUGCGCGACCAAGUAAUGACUCAGCACUUCCACUCCUAGCUGCGACCAAGUAAUGACUCAGCACUUCCACUCCUAGGCUCGCGACCAAGUAAUGACUCAGCACUUCCACUCCUAGGUGCGACCAAGUAAUGACUCAGCACUUCCACUCCUAGGUGCGACCAAGUAAUGACUCAGCACUUCCACUCCUAGGUGUGCGACCAAUGACUCAGCACUUCCACUCCUAGGUGCGACCAAGUAAUGACUCAGCACUUCCACUCCUAGGUGUGCGACCAAUGACUCAGCACUUGCACUCCUAGGCGUGUGACCAAGUAAUGACUCAGCACUUCCACUCCUAGGCACGCGACCAAUGACUCAGCACUUGCACUCCUAGGUGCGUGACCAAGUAAUGGCUCAGCACUUCCACUCCUAGGUGCGACCAAGUAAUGACUCAGCACUUCCACCCCUAGAUGCGACCGAGUAAUGACUCAGCACUUCCACUCCUAGGCGCGCGACCAGUGACUCAGCACUUGCACUCCUAGGCGCGUGACCAAGUAAUGACUCAGCACUUCCACUCCUAGGGAACGCAUCAGGGGCAACCAGGCCACGGAACGACACAAGGAUGCUCAGAGCAGCAGCAAACAAUCAUUAGGAAUAAUGACAAUAAACUGGUAACAGCCUACAAUUCCCAGCAAGAACAACCAUGGUAUGUUCACACAACGGAAUACUAAACAAAUACGAAUGAACUACAGUUAUAUACAAAAACACGGAUAAAUCUUAAAAUUAUUUUUUUAACUGGAAGCAGUAGACGCAAAGGAAUAUAUUGAGAAUGACUCCAUCUGUAUGAAGUCCAAACGCAGGCAACUCCUCAUUCUAUUUUUUAGGGCCAUAUACCCUCCAGUGCUAGAACUCUAAAGAAAGGCAAGGAUGUUGGUCAUUAUCACAAACACUGGGAUAGCAGUUAGGUCCAAGGAGUGGGAAGGAACCAGGAUCAGGACGAGGCAUGUAGGAGGUUCUGAGGUGCCAGCAGUGUUCUCAUUCCUGAUCUGGUGGUUUGCUUCUAAGUAAUUUAGCUUUUCUUCUGAGUUUUGUGUACUUUCAGUAUGAAUGUUUUAUUUCACAGUUAGAAACGUUCAUGAAAAAGUAGUUAGCGAUGUAGAACCAAAAAGAAGUACUACCUAACUUUUCAUGGAAGGUAUGAGCUGGUAACAGAUGCUUUCACACACCCCUCUGACAAGAGGUCCCUUCUCUACGAUGACAUCAAAAAUAAAAUGGGGAGAGGGAGGGGUGUGUGUGCUGUAUGUUAAGUCUGCCGUUCUCACAGGAGGAAGUGAUCUCAGAAGGACUGUCCACACUGUACAAGCCCCAUCUGUAAAUGCUCACCACCUGGGCUUACCUUCACUCGUAAUUCCUUCAUAGGAGGAGGUAGCAGGAGGCCUCGGAUCUGUGUCACAAUGGGCCCUUCUACUCCAGGAACGAUGAUUGUGUCUCCUUCCUUCAAACGCCCAUUGAUCAAUAUGACAUCUAUAGUGGUGCCCAUUCCCGGGAGAGCUUUAACCUAGGAAAAUGGAUGCAAAGGGGGUGAAAUAUAUGCUCCAAUGGACCACGUUCACUAAACUGAAAAGCAGUAAAUAUGCUCACCCAAGAAGCCCCGUUAAAGGAAAAAAGGCAGUGAGCUGAAAAGCUGGGCUAUUACCUCCAUCACCUGCGCUCUCAGCUCCUCGCAGUGUGCCAGCCUCCUGCUCAACAUGGUCUGUGUUAACUCCACAAGGAGGUAUAUCAGACUUCCCAUGCCGUCGCCAGUAUGGGCAGAGGUGGGUACCAAGGACACAAACGUGCGGGGGUCUUUAUUCUCGUAAAACAAAGCAGCAUUCAGACCCUAGAUACAUGGAAGCAAAAUCAUUCCAAAAGGGCAAACUGUGGAAGACAGCGUCCAGGACAGGAACACUUAACUAGAAGCAAAUGAGCAAAUGGCCAAUCGUUCUAAAACUCCUCAAAACACUCCACAGGCGAUCAUGUAUAUUAUGUAGGGGUUAAUUACAUUAUAGGAAAGUCGUUUCUUUCCAAGCCAACUUGAGUUUUUAAAUUAAAACAUUCAGACUACAAAGGAAGAUCUGGGAAACACCAGCUCUGAUCUGAAGAAGGAAAAGGGAAGAAAAACACUACCGGAUUGCUAUUAGCAGGGGAACGGAACUAGCAUUAAUGAAAACGAUCAGUUCAUUAUGAGACGAUAAAAUAAAGAAAACAAUACCGUCGUAUGAUAUAGGCUCUUUAUACAGAAGGGAAAGAUUUCUUACCUGCUGUGCAAAUUCCACAAUAAUAGCUUUUGCUCGCUCCUCAAAUUCAUCUUUUGUAUUUUUUUUCUGCUUCUUUAAAGUAGCAGCCACAUCAGAGUCAGGGCUCUUUUUCCAAUCAUACAACCUAUCAAUCUGGAAACGUAUCUUCAUGAGAAACACCUCUCAAGCACUCAGAACACUCGGGAAUUUAACUGAGAGUAAUAGCUCCCGGAAAUUCCCAAUGUAUACAAAAAUCGUAUAUACCCAGAAGUAUGAAUUACUCAUUUUAUUGUACCAACAGCCCGUUUAGCUGCACAUACGGUCAAUUAAUAUUUACAAAAAUUCCAAGGUCAUCUGUAUGGAAAAAGUGAACCUGGGCCCUUACACAAAAAUUAACUGAGAACAGAUCAGUCUAAAUGUACAAGUUAAAUCUAUUAAAUGUCUAGAAACAGUGGAGAAAAUUUUCAAACUUGAGGUAAAAAAAAGAAUACUUUCAUAGAACACAAGAAACACCAAUCAUAAGAAAAAAAAAAACCCUCAUAAACUGAAUUUUGCCAAAAUAAGAAA